Myripristis murdjan (pinecone soldierfish) is the source of this 2837-nucleotide messenger RNA. Its product is annotated as proton myo-inositol cotransporter-like. The transcript is spliced from 10 exons. The record is from RefSeq and is a predicted model, not a curated record. Lineage: Eukaryota; Metazoa; Chordata; Actinopteri; Holocentriformes; Holocentridae. Bases 255 to 2213 code for a protein of 652 amino acids. Gene Ontology annotation, biological process: transmembrane transport; myo-inositol transport. Gene Ontology annotation, cellular component: apical plasma membrane. Gene Ontology annotation, molecular function: myo-inositol:proton symporter activity.
UGAGGCGCUGGUAGCCCGCACACGAGGCUGGAAAACAACUUUAUGCACCUGCCAGCGCGUUAUUUCGGGAGUAAAGUGGUUUGGACAUCCUGCGUAGCGCACGCCUUUUACGCAGCAGGAGGAUAACUUCGGUCUGAAGGGGGUGGGAAUAUUAGUUGUGUGUGUGUUUCAGUAUACGUGUGUGUGUUUACGCCUCUUUUUUAAAAUCAUCAAACAGGCUACAACUCCAACACCCCUGUCCUGUGUUUUCCCCUAUGUCGCGAAAGUCGGGCGACCAUGACUACAAUCUCCGUAGUAUGAGCAACCUGAUGGGCGAGCGGAGGAAGAAAGUGAACGACGGAGGAGAGCGGAGUCUCAUCAAAGCUCCGUCCAGCGCCAGCAUCAGCAGCCAGGGCGCCUCCGCCUCCGCCUCCGCCACCGGGACCCUCUCCGGGGCCAGCGCCUCCUCCACCGGGGACUUGGAGAGGGCUGCCCGCAAGCAGUUCCAGCAGGAUGUCACACCAGGCUUCGUAUACGUCCUGGCGGUCUUCUCCGCCCUGGGGGGCUUCCUGUUCGGCUACGACACCGGGGUGAUCUCCGGGGCGAUGCUCCUGCUGAAGAGGGAGCUGGAUCUGAGCGCCCUGUGGCAGGAGCUGCUCAUAUCAAGUACUGUGGCCGCGGCCGCGCUGUCAGCCCUGCUGGGCGGCUUCCUCAACGGGCUCUUCGGGCGCAGAGUCUGCAUCCUGCUGGCGAGCUUCUUCUUCACCGUCGGCGGGAUCGUGCUGAGCGCCGCCCCCAGCAAGGAGGUGCUCCUGGUGGGGAGGCUCAUCGUCGGAGUGGGGCUUGGCAUCGCCUCCAUGACGGUGCCGGUGUACAUCGCCGAGGCCUCGCCGCCGCACCUCAGGGGUCAGCUGGUGACCGUCAACACCCUGUUCAUCACCGGGGGGCAGUUCACCGCCAGCCUCAUCGACGGGGCCUUCAGCUACCUGCGGCGUGACGGAUGGAGGUACAUGCUGGGUCUGUCCGUGGUCCCUGCCAUGCUCCAGUUCCUGGGUUUCCUCUUCCUGCCAGAGAGCCCUCGCUGGCUGAUCCAGCGCGGCCUGACCCAGAAGGCCCGCCGCGUGCUCAGCCAGAUCCGAGGCAACCAGAACAUCGACGAGGAGUUCGACAGCAUCAAGAACAGCAUCGAGGAGGAGGAGAAGGACUGCGGAGGAGAUGGCCCGGUGAUCUGGCGGAUGCUGACCUACCCGGCCACUCGCCGAGCCCUCCUGGUCGGCUGCAGCCUUCAGAUGUUCCAGCAGCUUUCGGGCAUCAACACCGUCAUGUACUACAGCGCCACCAUCCUGCAGAUGUCGGGGGUUCGGGACGACAGACUGGCCAUCUGGCUGGCUGGGCUCACCACCCUCACCAACUUCCUGUUUACCCUGCUGGGGGUGUGGCUAGUGGAGAGGGUGGGGCGCAGGAAGCUCACCUUGGGCAGCAUCAUCGGUACAUGCCUCAGCUUGGCUCUGCUGGCCGUUGGUUUCCUGAUGUCUGCCCAGCACAGUCCUCCUGUCACCUUCCACCCACUGGACCCUGCUAUGGCCAACUCCACCUGCUCUAAAUACCAGCUGUGUGAGCCGUGCAUGCUGGACCCUGGAUGUGGUUUCUGUUACCGUGAGAACGGCUCGGCGCUCGUCACCUCCUCCUGCGUGCCAGUCAAUACGGCCUCCACCGAGCAGGCAGCAUGGGGCAGAUGCUCCAACUCCAGCCAGAUGAGAGAGCAGACUUACUGGGCCUACAACUACUGUCCCACCUCGUACUCGUGGCUGGUUUUACUGGGCCUGGUGCUCUACCUGGCUGCCUUCGCUCCAGGGAUGGGUCCGAUGCCGUGGACCAUCAACUCAGAGAUCUACCCUCUGUGGGCGAGGAGCACAGGCAACGCUUGUUCAGCCGGAGUCAACUGGACGUUCAACAUCCUGGUGUCCCUCACUUUUCUGCACAUGGCUCAGUAUCUCACCUACUACGGGGCGUUCUUCCUCUACUCCAGCCUGGCCCUGCUGGGUUUCCUCUUCACCUACGGCUGCCUGCCAGAGACCAAAGGUCGGCGUCUGGAGGAGAUCGAGGCGCUGUUCGAGAACCAGCUCUGUUCCUGUGGCGCCACCGACUCAGACGAGGGGCGGCAGGUCGAGUACAUCCGGGUCAAAGGGUCGAACUACCACCUAUCAGACAACGACGCCUCCGAUGUGGACUAGAACGAGUUUCAGAUUUGAUGAUCUCCCUCUGGGUGUUUCAGUAACUUCAGUGAUUAGUGAAGCAUGCAGAAUGCUGGGGUUUAUAGGAAUCGGCGCUUACAAGGCCUCUUGUUGAUAUUUGUAGUGCGAGUGAGUUCACUUUCAAUUCAGUCAAUUCAGGAAUCCCAAUAAAUGACAAUGCAUUUAUCAGAAAGAGAAUGAAUGUUGUGCUUUAAGCUUACCUUUCUGAAUCGAAGGUGAACUGACGCCAAACCUGGAGCGGACCCUGCUUUAGUAAACAGAUGAAUUCUCAACAAAGCACCAGAGUUAUAAAGGAAGGCUACAAUAUUGCCUUAUCCGCACAAUAUUAUAUGUAGGUGUAAAUCUUUUCCUUUUAGCUGACGUCUUUAUCCACAGCGACUUGUCGUAGGUAAGUAGGUAGAGACAGUGUCUUACUCGAGAUAUGGACAACUAGACAGGAAAUGUGACUGUUGAACAUACUCUGAAUGUACAAAAUGUUAGGGAGGCUCAUUUUUUCCAUCAAGUACACUGACGAGAAGAAUCCAACUAAAAGCCAUUAUUCCUUAUCGAUCUCCCUUAUUAAAUCUCUACCAAACACAAAGGAGGAGAUGCAGAUAAAGAGCA